Molecule: messenger RNA, 1409 nt
Organism: Neomonachus schauinslandi (Hawaiian monk seal)
Lineage: Eukaryota; Metazoa; Chordata; Mammalia; Carnivora; Phocidae
Gene: S100PBP
Product: S100P binding protein
Exons: 7
Coding region: 151-1389 (412 amino acids)
Cellular component (GO): cytosol; nucleus
Molecular function (GO): calcium-dependent protein binding
Source: RefSeq, a predicted model, not a curated record
AGUCUUUCGCCCAGGCUUCGGCCCCGCUUCCGGAGGAAGGUGGGAGUCAAUCAUUUUGACAAGUCUCCUGAAAGGAACAGCUAGCGGGAGCUGAAACCUUUUUCCAUUUGGUCUCGUGGCAAAGAGAUCACACCAGCAGCUCCACACAAUAUGACGUGCUCACUUGUGCCCUCUGAACAGUCUUCUGGAACGUCUCUCUUGCCUAAAGACAAUGCCCCAUUUUCUUGGAGUUCCUUGGAUGAGGAUGGAUUGGAUGACUCGUUGCUGGAUCUGUCUGAGGGAGAAGAAGAUGAUGGCCAUUUUAGUUUCACAGAGGAAGAUAUUCAGGAGCUCUUGAAGGAUGAUGACCUUAAAGAUGAUAGCAGGCGUGUUGAGAAGGGAGGGAAAGGGAGUCAAAUUCUAUUUGAUACUUCCCAAGAGAAAAAUUCAUUGUGUAGCUUGGGACCAGUAGCUGAGACCCCUGGCCUCUUGAAACUACCUCAAUUAAGUACAUCAGUUGGUCAUGGACCAACUCCUACUAAACCAUUAAACAGACACUUUGCACUAGAAAAGAAUCCUAUAAAAAUAACAGUUGUUACACCGUUUGAUCCAACAGUUUGUGAUGCUGUGCUUGAUAAGGACAAGACUGAUUCAUCCAAAGAUACUGAAAAACCCUCCUCCCUUGGGGAAGAGAUGAGAAAAGAUGGUCUUAGCCCAAAUGAGAGCAAACUCUGCACUGAGUCUGAAGGGAUCAGUCCCAGUAAUUCUGCUUGGGAUGUACCCCCACUCUCUUCUCCUUCAGACAAUGACUUUGAACAAACUGUGUCUGAUAAAAAUAUAUCUGACAGUAAGAGAACUACACCUGUGUUCUCUCAGAUCUUGGACCAUUCAGAGACUCCGAAUACGGGGUCUUCCUGGAAAAAUGGAUCAAAUAAAUCAAAUUGUGAAGUGAGGUUUCCGGUUGUUUCCAGUUCAUCAAACAAACAGGAUGUUCUUGACAAGGAUUCGGGGAAGCUGAAAGUCCAUGAGAGAAGACUAGGCAAAGUCAUUCCUGUUCUGCAAGCCAAAAGAAGGACUAAUGUUCCGACGUUUUCACAAUCAGAUCUAGAAAAGCAGAAGGAAAGUUAUCUCAAGGAAGUCAUUGCUCAUAUAGAACACCCGAAGGACACUAACCAAGGUGCCUCGGGGGAACUGUAUGCCCUGAUGGGUCAAGUUUAUCAUAUGCAGAACCCAAAAUGGCAGCAUCCUUCGGACCUCACCAUGAGAAACUACGCUGCUCGGUUCCGGCAGAAACCUCUGCAGAGAUACAGUCUGACUCAGUGGGUUGACAGGAACAGGCGAAGCCACCAUCGGUUCCAGCGUCUCCCGGACUUCCCAUCAAGUCCAUUUGUCUCAUCCCAUCAGCAGUGAAGGUCCCUAUCCAGGGUCCU